Messenger RNA from Neocloeon triangulifer, 2500 nucleotides. RefSeq names its product E3 ubiquitin-protein ligase Mdm2-like. The coding region runs from base 442 to 1929 and encodes 495 amino acids. The transcript has 8 exons. The record is from RefSeq and is a predicted model, not a curated record. NCBI's taxonomy places the organism in Eukaryota, Metazoa, Arthropoda, Insecta, Ephemeroptera, Baetidae.
ACAUGUUUUGAGGUGUUUGGUUUGGUGCAAUACAUAAGUCUGGUUUGGUGUUUGUUAAAAAGUUACAUGCAAGGAUCUUUCUUAAAAGAUCCUUGGUUACAUGAGUGAGCGGAGCGGACGCAGAGCCAGAGAGCAGCUUAAGAACUGCUUUUAGAAGCGGCUUCGGCUUACGUAGAAUUCGCAAAGCAGAGCCUGAGCAGAGCCUCGGCAGCCGUCGGCUUGGCGUCCCACAGAACUCGCCGCGUGGUCUGUGAUAAUUUGUGGAUUAAUAUCCGCUUUCCAGAGGUAAUUUGUCGACGAGGAGGACUUAAGAGAUUAAUCUGAACUGCCAACCCAUGAGAAUCCAUCGGCAAAUCCGCAUAGCAACGUGAAAUCGGCCAGAGGUACGACAAAAUAGGGAAGCGGUUGAAGGCGCAGGCUUAUGCUACCUCUCUACAUUAAAUGUCGAAAGUCAGUUUGGCAGUGGUGCCAGAUCUUGUCAGAAGGAAAAGAGGCCGUCAUAGAUCAAAAGAUGGUCACUGUAUUGGAGGGUGUGGUAACCCUUCUUGCACAGCCAAGCGUAGAGGGGACAUAGACGAGAAUGUGCGAUGGUGGUACAUAAAGCUGGAGAGCGAGUCGGAGCCAUUUGACAGCGACGAGCCAGACAGUUUGAAGAACGAGAGCCUUUGGAGCAUUCAGCUGAGAGACACUGAUAGUGUACACGACAGUAGUGACAGCGAGAGCCGAUGGCGGCAAGCUCAUGACAUUGAGUACGAAGUCGCGUCCCUGAACUCUGAGAGUGAAAUCAAACCUUUCAGUUGCUCCUCAGACGAUGAUAGCUGCUCUUCAGUUGAGGGCUUGGUCAUAGCCACUGUGGCGCCCGAUGGCAUCACAAUUGACUACUUCGCGGACUCGAGCUCGGACUCAGAUUCAAGUGACAGUUCUGACCCUGAGCUGCAGCCCCAGGACAAGUGGUCAUGCCUCAGGUGCAAGCAGAAAAACCAGCCCAUCCCCAGAUACUGUCAACACUGUUUUGCCGUAAGGAAAAAGUGGUUUCCCCCUCGGCCGAAGGGCCACAAAAAACGACAGGAGGCUAACCUUGAAUCCCUGACCAUCCCUCCCCAAAUCCAAAUAACGCCAAACUUAUCCAUUCCAGACCUGUCUCAAAUGAAGGGACACCCAAUAGCAGACAGCAUUGAGCGCUCAUUCUCAGAGUCAGUAAGCCGGUUCGCCAGCAUGACAGAGAAUGAGCGUUUGGAGCAACUGAAAGAGAACUUGCACCGUAACAAACUAGCGCAGUCCCACACCGAGCAGCAAGUGACUGAAUGUCUUACCAAAAAAGUCAAGGAGGAAUUGAAAAGCACUCUGAUUAAUUCACUAGAGGAACAGCAGCAGGCCAUUCUCAAGAAUAUUUUGGAUGUCAAGGAAAUCAAGAAGAGGACCAGGGUGACUGUCAUGGCCAAGUCUACAUCAUCGGAGUGCAGCUUCAAGACCAUCGAGAAGGAUUGCAAGCCAAAUAAAAUGGAAAAAAGAAGGAGUGCGUUGGAAAGUGAGGAGGUUGAUUUUAGGACUAAAGUGAGUGAGUAUCUUGCUUCGUGUUCUCCGACCAUGUUGGACACUCCGCCCAUGUCACAGGAGACCAACUUCUCACUUACAACAUCUGAUUUUGACGAUGAUGUGGCGGACGGCCCCAUUUGUCGCCUGAAUGAAUUGCCUGCGUCAAAGGAGCCAGUUGAGGAAGGCAGACCAUUUUCCUUCAGCACAAUCAGCGGCAAUGGCAUCAAAAUGUGUGCUUUCUGUGAGGUGAAGGAAGCCAACACUGCGUUCAUCCAUGCGAGGAAGGGUCACCUGUGUGCCUGUUACAUCUGUGCUAAGCAGGUCUAUGCUGCCAAAGGCCAGUGCCCAAUAUGCCAGAGACAGGCGUCCUCUGUCUGCAAAAUCUACUCAUAGUCAAUCUCUAGAAGGUCUAAAGAAAAUUAUAUGAUUAUUUAAAAGGGGGAUUUUAAAUAUUUUUUUGUUCAUUUUGAAGGAUUUAUCAACCUUAUUAGUCAGUUCCUUUUUCAUGAAUUCUUAUUUGGGUUGAUAUAUCUUUCUUUGACGCACUGGAUCCUGUAUCAAUGUUGUUAACUGUCAAGAUUAUUACUAACUUUAGAACUAUUCUGUAUUUAUUUGAGUUGCUUCAUUGAAAAUUCUGAGUAAAUGUCAAUAUUCUUUUUAUGUAGUUUUUUACGUAGUUUAGGCUGCAGUGCGGCGAGUAAUCGGGUAUUUAUCGCCUCUUGGUAAAUACGCGGUUAUGAGUUUCAGUGAGUUGUUCACUAGCACUGUGUGCCUUUUUUUUCUCCCAACCAAUUUUUUCACAAUUGAUUGUACUGACUUGUUUGGAGAAAAAUAAAUUGGAUUGAAAUUGAAAUUAUUGUAAACCUGGUUUAAGUUUUCUUAUUGGUGAUACAAAAAGAGUUAUGUUAAAAUUUAUUUCUAGCCUUCCCUGCCUUUGUAAGCAGCAAUAUCAGAUUAAAAUAAU